GUGUGUAGUCUGUCUGUAGGAUUUACACAAGGCGCAGCACUCUUGCCCCGAUAACUUACUUGAAACUGUUUUUAAGGCAGUUUCACAGAUUUAGUGGGCUUUAUCACCUUUAAAUAAACCUCUCAUGGCAUCUAUGGACAGUCAGUGUAGCAAUACCCUGACGGCAAAUGGCGUGAUGUCACUGAAGCUCCACCACCUCCAUCGGUGUAGACUCUCCUUUUCCUGUGAGGCUCAGGAAGGCUUCACACACACAGUUCAGGACUGGUCCAGGACUGCUAUUUAAGUUUCACACAGAGACACGGAGACUGUUCCUAGUUGAGGUCAACCACAGACAACAAGAAAGAGAAGAGAAGAGAAGCAGGAUGGAGGCGAGCGGCUUGUUGUCUCUGGUGGUGUUUUGCUCUCUCAGUAAGCUGCUCGUGAUGGCCAGCCCCGAAGUCAACGACUCCCAACAAGAGCACCACUCUGAGAGUCAUCAGGGAGAAAUUGGAGUCACACGCAACAAGAUUGUAACAGCGCAGUACGAAUGUUUCCAGAGGAUCCUGAAGGGCUCCCAUCACCGCAAAACAGGGCCGGGGCCAAUGUGCAACAGGACGUGGGACGGCUGGUUAUGUUGGGAAGAGACCGAGGCGGGCUUCACCACAGAGCAACACUGUCCUGACUACUUCCAAAACUUUGACACCAAAGAAAUGGCAUCAAAAAUAUGCACAGAGAGCGGACACUGGGGUCGGCACCCGCAAAGCAACAGGACGUGGACAAACUACACAAAGUGCACAGUACACAUCGUGCAAAGCAGAAUGACAGCGAUGAAUCUCUUCUAUCUGGUGCUGAUCGGACAUGGCUUGUCGCUGACGUCGUUGUUCAUAUCCCUGGGAAUAUUCUUCCAUUUCAAAAGUCUGAGCUGCCAGAGAAUAACGCUCCACAAGAACCUCUUUUUCUCCUUCGUGCUGAACUCGGUCAUCACCAUCAUCUGGCUGACGACGGUCGCCAACAACCAGGAGCCCAUGCACAGCAACUCUGUGAGCUGUAAGGUGAUCAUGUUCAUCCACCUUUAUCUGUUGAGCUGUAACUACUUCUGGAUGUUAUGUGAGGGAAUCUAUCUGCACACGCUCAUCGUGGUUGCCGUGUUUGCUGAGAAACAGCACCUGAUGUGGUACUAUUUACUAGGAUGGGGUUUUCCGUUGGUGCCGGCGCUGAUACACGCAGUAGCUCGUCACUGCUACUACAACGACAACUGCUGGAUCAGCUCAGACACCUCCCUGCUCUACAUCAUCCACAGCCCCAUCUGUGCCGCGCUGCUGGUUAACCUUUUCUUCCUGCUGAACAUUGUUCGUGUGCUCAUCACCAAGCUGAAGGUGACUCACCAGGCCGAGUCCAGUCUCUACAUGAAGGCGGUGAGAGCCACGCUUAUCUUGGUCCCGCUCCUCGGCAUCCAGUUCGUCCUGAUCCCGUACAAACCACAGGGCCACCUGGCCUUUGAGAUCUUCCAGUAUGUCAUGACCAUCCUCAUGCACUACCAGGGCCUCCUGGUCGCCACAAUAUUCUGCUUCUUCAACGGGGAGGUCCAGAGCGUUCUGCGUAGACAUUGGAACCAGCAGCGGAUGCAGUUUGGAGGAACCUUUGCCAAUGCAGACAUCUUCCGUUCGGCGUCUUACGUGGCGUCAUCACUGACAGAGGUCCACCGCUGCUACAGCAUCGACAGCCACACCACUGAACACAUGAACGGGAAGGGCUACCAUGACAUCCAGACCACCAUCCUCCGCUCAGACAACCCGUUCGCCUGAGGUGGGCGACACUGAACUCAAGCCCCUUCCUCCAAGAAAUAUCUCAUACUUGUGUUUCUUAAACAAGCUGCAAAGAGAAGUAAAUAAAAUAUCAUCUAUACAUUUUCCUGGAGACUUUCCAUGGCAGAUGAUCAUACAACUUUUUUUCUUUUUUGUGUUUUUCCAUCUUCAAACCGGUAAACUCAUUAACGGAUGUUCAAAAAGGAAUUUUUGAUGGAGAAGUUUGUGGCCAAACUCACCUUUCUUCUUAUAUAGUAUAAAAUCAGUAUUCACUGUUGUAUUAUUAACCCAAGGAAUUCUCAUGUGUUUUAUCGUGUGGAUUAAACUUGACAGAAAGCCCCCAACACAGAAGAGGAAGUGCUGAAGUCCAAGAGUCAAGACUGACCUUGGUGUUCUGAUCUGCUCCUGCACAAGGAUAUUUGUCAUGGGUUAUUGGACAGUUGUUGUCUUGCACAAAGAGAGAUAAUGACUCUUGAAGGCAGAUUUCUAAAAGGUGCUCAUUACAUGAGGGAUAGUUUUAACCAAGAAUCCCACUAGUCACAUUUCUACUACAGUCAUACUGUAGAACGUUGUGCUUUAACUUCACACCAACACUUGUGAUAAAAAGAAGCUAGCUAGCAGUCAUCUCGACAGUUUUAGUUUUUUAUACUUAUGCAUGUAGAAUAGUUUGAAGAGUGCUACUCAAACACUACAUGUCUUGUUAGCCUUAAAAAGUUUGAAAAGCAUAUCAAAUCUACGACACACUGAAGAACCGUCCUAUCUGGUAUGGUUGAUACUCUGUCAGUCUGGACGGUACCGGGCUGUAAUGUGUAUCUGGCACAACAUCAUCAUACAGAAUACUCUCCAUGGUAUGAUGCAUGGAAGGAACCACCAGUAUGACCGCUGUGUUUGACAAAUUUAACUUCUUUUUGGAUGGAAUUAGUAUUAUGAAUAGUAUGAAGUAUUACAGGCCAACCUGUAAAACCACAAAUCAGUGACACAUGAGGGAUAAAUCUAUUUUAUCGCCCACAAUGAAUGAGGUAUAGCUCUUCGUUUGAGGAAACACAAAAAGUCCACCUGGAAAGAGAACACAACAAUACAAUCACCUCACCAUCUCAGUGUGAGCAGACUGCCGAUACGCCAUGAAACAUGAAUUAGUGACAUUUAAAAAGAAUGAAUUCAUAUACACUACCGUUCAAAAGUUUGGGA
This is a messenger RNA of Lampris incognitus (smalleye Pacific opah), 2972 nucleotides long. Its product is annotated as calcitonin gene-related peptide type 1 receptor-like. Gene Ontology annotation, cellular component: plasma membrane. Lineage: Eukaryota; Metazoa; Chordata; Actinopteri; Lampriformes; Lampridae. Gene Ontology annotation, molecular function: adrenomedullin receptor activity; calcitonin gene-related peptide receptor activity; calcitonin receptor activity. The record is from RefSeq and is a predicted model, not a curated record. Gene Ontology annotation, biological process: cell surface receptor signaling pathway; adenylate cyclase-activating G protein-coupled receptor signaling pathway; angiogenesis. The coding region runs from base 363 to 1784 and encodes 473 amino acids. The transcript has 13 exons.